CGCCGUUGAGAAUCUGGCACGAACACUAACAAGAACUAUAAGAGCAACACCACCCUCUCCCUCCCGCCACCCACAACCUCGGAGUGUGGAAAAAGCGGAGACGAGAUUCCUCUUUCACAUAGCUGCCAAUGGCGGUAGCAAUCAUCAAUAACCUGUUCUGUGUUUAUACCCCUACGACUCAACUCCGCAGCUCCUACUUGUGUUCCUUACGCCAUUCUACCCGCCUCUUUAGACGCGCUUCCUCUGCAUCUUCCCAGGCCUUUCUUGACCCCAAAUCCACCGAUGCCGUGAAACUUGAUAAGGAAGCUAACCGGAGCAAGAACUUAUUGGCUUGUCCCAUAUGUUACGACUCCCUGACGUGGACUGGUGAUCCUGCUUUCUCCAUAGAUGCUAUCCCUGGAUCUAGCUUGCAAUGUAGCACGUGCAAGAAGACAUAUGCAGGGAGGGAAGCAUAUCUUGAUCUAACGACGGCAAGUGGGGCUAAGAGUUAUGGGGAACCAAUGCCAGCUUCCACGGAGCUUUUCAGGCUGCCACUGGUAUCAUUUCUAUAUGAGAGGGGUUGGCGUCAAACUUUCUCUGUAUGGGGUGGUUUCCCAGGUCCUGAGAAAGAGUUUGAACUUAUGAAGGAUUUCUUGAAGCCAGUCUUUGGUGGAAACAUCAUUGAUGCAAGCUGUGCGAGUGGAUUAUUUUCAAGAUUAUUUGCGAAAAGCGGAUUGUUUUCUUCUGUAGCUGCUCUAGAUUUCUCUGAAAACAUGUUGCAGCAAUGCUAUGAGUUCACUAAGCAGGAGGAGAAUUUUCCAAAAGGGAACUUCAUCUUGAUCAGAGCGGAUAUAUCUAGGCUUCCCUUUGUUUCUAGUUCUGUUGAUGCUGUGCACGCUGGUGCAGCUAUUCACUGUUGGCCUUCACCAUCAGCAGCUGUGGCUGAAAUUAGUCGAGUUUUGCGACCUGGAGGGGUCUUUGUUGCAACUACUUAUAUACUCGACGGCCCUUUUUCUUUUGUCCCAUUUUUACGUGAACUACGUCAGAAUAUAAGGCAAGUAUCAGGCAGCUUCAUCACUCUGUCUGAACGUGAACUUGAAGAUCUCUGCACAGGGUGUGGGCUGGUCAGAUUUUCGUGCAUAAGAAAUGGGCCUUUUGUGAUGUUCUCUGCUGCAAAACCCAACUAAGGGGUGAGUUUCCUGGGUUCUCUCAGCCCUGCCUUCUCAUCGUAUUGUGCUGAAGAUGUUUUUACUUUGUAGGUAUGAUGGCAUGAUCAAUGUCUCCUACUCUUGAGAAGAUAUGAUACAUCAGACAGGUAUCUGUCAGGAGAGAAAAGCGCCCUCUAGAAAUGUUUAAAACACUUGGUCUGUAAAGAAAGGAUUAGGUUACGUUUUCUUUGGCUCUUCAACACUUUGUCAGAGACGCUGAAACAAGAUUCAACAUUCAAGAGAUAUUUCUUUCUUCUUCUUCUUCUGUAAAACACAACGUGCUGAAUCCUAGAAACUGACGGACGAAGGGUACAUGGGGAGGGACUGGAGCUCCUUGACAUAAAAAAGAAGCAGUGCUCUCACUUCACACGGGGCCUCUUCAUAAUUGCGUGUAAUGAGCUUCACACUCCACUCAUUAUGUAUUCCUCCGAGUUGUAAAGGCGGAUACUGAGCUUCACACUCCACUCGUAGUUUACGUAUUCCUGAGUUAGAGAGAAAUAUAUA
This is a messenger RNA of Neltuma alba, 1691 nucleotides long. RefSeq lists its product as uncharacterized. The transcript is spliced from 8 exons. The record is from RefSeq and is a predicted model, not a curated record. The coding region runs from base 129 to 1166 and encodes 345 amino acids. Lineage: Eukaryota; Viridiplantae; Streptophyta; Magnoliopsida; Fabales; Fabaceae. Gene Ontology annotation, molecular function: S-adenosylmethionine-dependent methyltransferase activity.